AUGACACCCAUAGUUCUCGCACACACCAAACGCAGACGCCGUAGAUCAGCUCCAGAGCUGCCACAGUCGGAAAGUUUCAAAUGCAUAGGAAUUCUUGACGAGGAGUCAAUGUUUGACAUGUUCGACCAGAUGUACAACACGCCUAUACUGACACAUAGACCGAAUUUGACAUACUACGAGAUGUGGUAUAGGAACCUGAAGCACUACGAUCACAUUGCGGCUAGUGUGAAUCUCUCUAGCACCUCCAGCUCAACUAGCAACGUUUUCAAAUUCACUCCUCACAACAGCCCAGUCAUCAAACAUCAUAAAAAUAUCGAUAGAGGUAGUGAUGGAAGCUUUAGUAGCAGUAUUUUUGAUAAUCUUUCUAUGCUUGAUUCACCUUCUUCUGCUCCAACUAGACCGUCGAUGCGCGAAGUUGUUGUCGAUGGCGAAAUUGUCACUAUCGAAUUCUCGCUCAGGAUUUAA
Messenger RNA from Wallemia ichthyophaga EXF-994, 465 nucleotides. RefSeq lists its product as uncharacterized. The record is from RefSeq and is a predicted model, not a curated record. The coding region runs from base 1 to 465 and encodes 154 amino acids. The transcript has a single exon. Lineage: Eukaryota; Fungi; Basidiomycota; Wallemiomycetes; Wallemiales; Wallemiaceae.